GGUUGUGUUUUAUUUUGUUUAAUAAUUGCGUCAAACGUGUUUUACACCUGUGUCAAUUCAUAAGAGACAUUUAAUUUGAAUUAUUUGUACGGUUAAAAUUUUAUACAUUGACUUUCUUUCUGAGGUGUUAUUGUUUAGACGAAUUAUGUGAAAAGUAAACUAAGUUUUUGGACGUAUUGAGGUGUGAAGUGUGACAAAAUACUUUCUCGCUUUAUCAAUUUCGCGCUACUCGAAAAGCGAAUUCCCCGAAAAUGAGUUAAACAAACUUUUAUGAAACUUAAAUAUUUAGUUUAUGGACUACUACAACUUGAAUUUUGUGUAAUUUUCUGUAUAAAAUGACAACGGAUAGAUUUCACAAGGCAGCCAAAGACGGCCUCCUGGACGUGCUGCGAGAGGCGACGCGCAAGGAGUGCAACAACAAGGACGAGUCGGGCAUGACGCCCACGCUCUGGGCUGCAUUCGAAGGGCACAUAUCUGCGUUAAGACUACUCUGUGGUAGGGGUGGAGAGCCAGACAAAGCGGAUUAUUUCGGCAAUACGGCACUCCAUCUGGCGGCGGCGCGCGGCCACAAGGAGUGUGUGACCUUCCUCGUCAACUUCGGCGCUAACCCGUACGCGGUCGAUGUCGACGGUCACACAGCGCAGGAGCUGGCCGCCAUCAACAACCGCGAGGACAUCCUGCGACUCCUCGACCAGGCCACUGCCAAGCUGGAAAACACUGACAAAAAAAAAGCGAAAUCAUUAAAAGAGAAGGCUCGAAAAGAUCAUGAGAAAAUGCAAAAGCAAUACGCGAAAAGACAGAGCAAAGCAGAAGUGAUAGCGGAGAAGGAAUUGAAGAAACUGACCAAAGAUUGGGACCAAGGGUAUACUGAGGAGGUGUCCACGAUGCCGCACCGACCCAGCAAUGUGCUCAUGGCGCUCAAGCAGAGGAUGAUACGGUCUACUAGUCAAGGUAACCUUUUGGCGGAGGAACAGCCGCGGCCUACAUACAGCGCGCUGGUGGGCACGGUGAGCUCGGGCGCUCGCGGACGUGGCGCUGUAUACAAGAAGGCGCUCGCCAGCAAACUGCGCAACGGCACCCUCGGCAAGAGCAACAAUAAUAACGACGACUUCAAGGUGGGCGAGGUGGAGCGCACAGGACGACGCUCGGUGACGUCACUGAGUGGACUGCGACGCGACUCCGAGGUGAUGUACGUGGGUACAUUCGGCGCCGGCCCGCAGCCGCACCAGCGCGCCAACGUCGCCGACGUCUUCGCUGAUACAGACCCACCUCACAAGAGUACGCUCGUCAGGUCCGCGAGCCAGCCGGACUUCCUCGCAGCAGUGGCGGGCGAGGACAGCGGGCUGGGGCAGGAGGUGCUGCUGCAGGAGCCCGCCAGCAUCUUCGACCGCCCCGGCUUCGGCAGUGUCGCCUUCAGACGGUCUAUAACAGCAACUUUGAGUGGUCUGCCGGGCGUGGGAGGUCCGGGAGAGGACCUCUCCAUAGGGUCAGCUGGUUCUCUAGCACGACACGCAUACCAACCUGCAGAGUGGAACUCUGUGCAUUCCGGAAGCUCAACAAUAACAUCAGACGAGGAAGGAGAGGUGGAGGAGUCAGGGUACGCGUCGCUGGAGAGGUUCUUGAUCGCGUGGGGCCUCUCGCAGUAUGUGCACAAGUUCAAGGACGAACAGAUCGACCUGGACGCCCUCAUGUUGCUUACAGAGAGCGACAUGAAGUCCCUAGGCCUGCCCCUAGGGCCCUACAGAAAGUUGGUCACCGCCGUACAGGAAAGAAAACAGGCCCUUUCCCAUCCAGGCCCUAUUAUAGAUACAGCUAUAUAAAGUUUUUAACACUUUAACUGCCACCGACUCACUUGACACGAGUUCACUUUUGAAUACGAAAUACUAAGAUGGCAUGGAAGGUGUUUUAAAAGAUUAAAUAAGGUUUUGAACUGUGUGAAAUGUCAUUUUUUUGUCAUGUUUUAUCUGAUAUUUUUAUAAAACAUAUUUUUUUUAAAAAUACAUAGGCUUCAUUUUUGCAUUAAGAGAUGAAUUUAUAAAUAUUAUUGUGUACAUGACGUUUUCCGCCAAGAUUUAUGAA
This is a messenger RNA of Papilio machaon (common yellow swallowtail), 2079 nucleotides long. RefSeq names its product Usher syndrome type-1G protein homolog (gene Sans). Lineage: Eukaryota; Metazoa; Arthropoda; Insecta; Lepidoptera; Papilionidae. The record is from RefSeq and is a predicted model, not a curated record. Bases 336 to 1820 code for a protein of 494 amino acids. Gene Ontology annotation, molecular function: protein binding. The transcript has 9 exons.